Molecule: messenger RNA, 1182 nt
Organism: Ooceraea biroi (clonal raider ant)
Lineage: Eukaryota; Metazoa; Arthropoda; Insecta; Hymenoptera; Formicidae
Source: RefSeq, a predicted model, not a curated record
AUGAGGAAUAUUAGAAGAACGAAAAAAAAGGUCAAUGCUAUAGUUAAUGAAAUUCUAAACGAAGAUCAGGAAGACAACUUCAACGGGACACGAUCUGAAGCUUGUCCGGGAGGUUGCGAGCAAUCAGAAAAUACGAUCAAAGAAGCACCCCGACAAUGCAAUUGCGCCGUGGAAAAUUCGUUGAGGUUCUCGUUACGCGUGAUGGAGGCGAUGCGCUCGCUGCAACGCGACGUCGACCAGUCUUUCACAUCCACCACGGAGGAGAUCGUCGAUUAUAUCCGGGCGAAUUAUCGCAGCGACGGCGAUCUUUACGCACAGGUGCGGACCGCGCUGAGACAGGUCUGUUCCCAAGGAUUAUUUUCUAACAGAUUUGUAAUAAAAUUAUUGGACAAUGAGUAUCACUGGAUCGGUCCCAUUGCUCGUUCAACAAAACAGAAUGGCUGUAGUUUGGAUUGUACAGGUUGCACUUCUGAAUCUCUCAGAAGAACUUCUGUCGUCGACCGGCUUGAAGAUCGAAUAGCAGGACCGAUUCUUCAUUCAACCAGAAUAUCAGCCAACGAAAUAGAUAAUGCUGACUAUCGCGACAGAGAAAUUAAUUCCAAAAGAUUAUCGCCAGUUUGUAAUUAUGAGGAUAUUCCAGACGUUCGAGAUGAUCAUCGACAUGGUGUCACCCAAACACGCGAAAUAGAGCAACGUGAUGAAUUUCUAAGCCCGAUCCCUGGACCAUCCAGAGAAAUUGUAACAACACUUGUCUCACCUAGAAAUGCGCGAAAAAAGACACGAUUAGGAGAUCGAAAAGUGAAACGCGCGGAUGAUAAUGACGAAGAGACUACCACGGAGGAAGAUUUGGACUGCACUUGCGAUGCUCGUGUAGCUCAAGUCGAUCGAGAUACACAGUUGAGUAAACGAUUGCCUGAUCGUACUCACGUUGUUAGGGAUCGACGGAAUAGUCAACAGAACAGUCGGCAUCAUGAAGGUGCUGAAGAUGAAGAGGAAGAAGAGGACGAAGAAAAAGAAGAUGAGAACGAAAAAAAAGAAGAAGAGGAGGAUACAGAUACGGAAGAUAGUGUAUAUAGACAGUUGAGGAGACGAAGCCCUCGUAGGACCAGGGCACGCGAACGAGAGCUGAAAAGGUGGAUUCGGCGCUGUCGCGAAGAAUGUGAGCGACGGAGAUUGCGAUAA